ACAGCGUCCAAAGGCAUCCUGUUCAUCAAGACUGAAGUCCUCCUUAGCUGUGCCUCUGGACUGUGACCAGCUUACUGUCAUGACCUGCAAUCUGUAAAAGUCUUUCGUCAUGGUUUUUAAAGUGGACCUCACUGCAGAGCCCGACCUACAAGAAACCAUGCAGAAGGUUCUUGUGCCUGGCUGAGACCGUAGCUGAGGUCAGAGCUAAGACCUGGAGGAGGCAACAUUUGGCCAAAAUGGAGACAAGAAAGAACACCACAGCAGGGGUACUCUUCUGGACCCCCGCCCCUGUCCGCACCUCAUCCCCUAGCUCCGUGAUAUCUGAGGAUGAGUGGGAGGAUGAGGAGAAAGAACAGGCACAGAAAGAUGAUGACUUUUUCAGCCAGAUGGAUGAGAAUGGCAUUAUUGGACUGUCAGAAGCACUGGAGGAUGUGGAGUUGGUGGAAACUUGUGGUGACGUAGACGCAGAAUGUUCUGCUAACUCUGGACCCCUGACACCAGAGGAGGAAGACUUCAGUGAGUACGAGAGGGAGCUGAGAAGCAACCUGAGAGCUCUGUCCCAGAUCGAUCCACCAGCAGAGGAUGUGAUGCUGUCACUGUGGGAUGACUUCAUGGGUAACUUUAAAUCAUGUUCAGUAAAUGAGAAGAUAACGCAGAGGAAAGACUUUCUUCCUGAGAACGACAAAUAUUUGGAUAUGACGGAGGAGGAGCAAGACUGUGAGACAGCAGGGAAGAAAAGUGACAUUAAGAGAACGAAAUCUAGAGCUGAGAAUAGCUUCACUGAGAGCCAUACCUCUAAAAGAGAGAUUGUGAAGACCAGCUCUGCACAAUCUAGUAGUGAUCACCUACUAGCCAUGAAAACCUUUGGUGUCUCAAAUCACCACUGCCAUCCUGCCUCAUCUGUCAACCCACAAAUUUUUCCCCACCUUCUCCAUUUCACUGCUGAGGAAAUCACUGCCGCCCCAGGUAUCGAAGCUGAAACUUUGCCCGAGAUGAGCUCCAUAGAAAGUAUUCAAGAAUCACCCAGAAGCCACACAAGCCUCAAAUCAAGUCCUCGUCCUGAGGUAACGCUCAGGGCUUCUCCUCAGCCAGUAGCCAUGUUUUCUGAAGAUAUCGUAUCAAAUUGUCAAAGCAAGGAAACAAACAGGUCUUUAAAUGGAAUGGUAAAGACAGGUAAACAUCAUAAACAACCUACACCUUCUCCAAGAAAGACAAAGAAGCACCCUGCUUCACAUUCGAGGAGUCAUUGCCUCAGCACAGGCAGGGCAGACUCCUCAAGGCAGACCACAAGUUGUGACAGAGAACUGAGGGCACCCAGAUCAAGGAGCGAUGCAGCUAAAGUGGAUGAAUCCAAGAGAGAGCCUCUGAGUUACCGUACACCUGACUUCUCCAAGGUGGAGCCCAGGGUCCACUUCCCCAAAGGUGGUUACACGCCCCCCAAGAGCGGACGCUCUGUCAAGAGAGAGUCCCUUUCACCUGAGCCUCCUGUAGUGUUUAAAUCCCCUGCUGAAAUCGUGAAAGAAGUCUUGCUGAACACCCCCGAUGGAUCUCCUGAGCCAUCAGGCUCUUGCAGAGCACAAAGCUGUGCCCCCCUCUCCAUUGUGCCUCAGGAGUUCAGAAGCCAGCAGCAGGCCAUUGUGCUGUCCGAACAACUGCAGGAAGACUACAACAUUCUGCUGACUAAGCACGCCGAGGCAAAGAACACCAUUGAUCGUCUGCGUCUGGGAGCCAAGGUGAACCUGUACUCAGACCCUCCAAAGCCCGGCCACUUGGUUCAGUCAGGACUAAACCGGGAGCCCUCAAAGGUCAUGACGCUGGAUUUUCCUCAGGUUCAAAGGGCAGAGAUGAACUCAGCCUCGCUUCAUCCAAACGGACCGAGCCCUCAGCGAAGAAGUCCUUCAGCCUGUCCUUCCACAAGCAGCCCGGGCCCUCAGUUGGGACAGCAGCUGGCCAAUAUUCUCUACAGUCAGGCAGAAAAAUUCAUCCAGCAACUGCAAACUUUUGAAGAUCUCCUCAAGACCAAACAACUCAAAUCUGUUAAACAGAUGGAGGGUGUGUCGCAGCUCGCUGAGGGGCUCGACUCUUUAGAGAGGGGCUACCUGAUGGCGAGAGAUGAGCACAAAGUCCUGCUGCAGCAGGGGGCAGAAAUCGGCCACUUUGACUCUGAACGGGAGCUGGAGGGGCUGAUCUUUCAGUGUGGGCUCAGUAUGGAAGAGGUAAAGGAGCAGGUGGAGCAGAUCACUUGUGAGGCUCCUCCCACUCCACAACCUGACCUCGUCCCUUCUGUCCCCCUAACUCAGCCAAAGAGCCAACAUGUACCUUCACUGGUUGAUCAAAGAGAGGUAGUGGUGCUUGAGGAGAGCUCAGCUAGUGAAGAAAGCAAAGAAGAAACUCUGACAUCUAUCUACCUCAAACCUCUGGACAGCAAACACAGAUGUGUUGAACAAGACUUUGUCAAACCAGUGGAUCACUACCAAAGCUUCAAGGAGUUUCCAAAACGUAUCGACCAUGGCCAGAAAGACGGAGCUUCUCUUUCUGCUACUGGAAGAACCAAUAUGCAGCCUGUGGAUCAGGAAAAGGGGACACAGAAUCACGGGGCAGGAAAUGUGGAAGGUCACAAGAGUCUGCCACGGAGGCAAUCAACUCAUCGAGACUCGCCCCCUAUUUGCAGCAGAAAACAGCUGACCAGUAGGCCCAGUCCUCCUUCAGGCAGGGUCUCCAGUCAGUCCAUUAGUCCUCCUUCUCCUUCUUCCAGUAGCAGAAGAAGUGUCGAGAUGGGAAAGUCCCACAGCAGCAGUCUGAGCAGUCUGGGAGAAAUGACUGCGUUGGAAAGGAGGACCACGAAACUCCCAACGGGGAUCAGCAGAGUUCUUUCUCAGGAUAGGAUUGUCUCUCCGGAGAUGGACAGUGGGUUUGUUGGAUCUGAGAGCAGCCGCCUGACCCCUGCAGCAGCUCCCAGUCCUCUCCACCAGAGGGCAGCAGAGAGUGUUUUAGUGCAUCGAGAGGGGAACCAAGGAAAACCUCAGACAGGCCCAGCCUCAGCACCAUCUCCUGCCUGCUCCCAGUUACACAGUCAAACAGCUGUGGAGCACAGAAGAGGCUCCCAGUUCAGCAAUGACCAACCAAAAAGAAGCAGACAGGGGCGGAGAAGACGCAUGUUCUCCUGCUCUCCACAGCGCCGCAGAGCUGACAGUGAGACCAGUGAGUUUGGGCUGCAGAGUGACAGCACUGCGUCUGAAGACAAACACUAUGACCGGUACACAGAAUAUAUCAACUCCCUCCACAGCUCCAGCUCCUCCCCCGCUGCACGCUAUCACCAUAGAGAUUCUCUCAGAGCACCGAGCUCCAGUCAGGUGGAGAAUCGCAAUGCUGCCAUCCAGGCUCUUCAGGAAGAGGUGAGCAGACUAAAGGAGAAACUAGACAGCUGUUCAAAAAAUCAAAGGCCUCAGAGUUCUCUAAGAGCAGCUCCAUUAACACAGGAGAACUACACACACACCUCUACACGUCCCUCCAGGUCUGGUGAGCGUUGGAGUGAAGCAAGCAGGGGCAGAAGAGACAGACAUGCAGCUGAUGAGGUCGAGGAGUCAACAAUAAGACGAACAACAAGGAAGAGAGUGACCUCUGCACACAGACAGAAAACACAACCUGAUGACUGUGCAGAGCUGUCCACACCUGAACCUCCACCUCUGGUGUCCAGAUCAACUCAAACAUCUGCUGCAGCACGAGACAGCCACUGUUUACAUACGAAUAAAGUCCACAGCACAACACAGACCAGGCAGCACCCUGGGGUGUCGGAAACAGCAGAUGAACCUGACAGCAGAAGUCAUAAAGCUCCUCUUUGUCCGCAGUGUUUGUCACAUCGCCGGGGGCAACCUGCACACAAACCAGCUGUUAGCAACAGAGAGGCGCCCCCCUCCUCUCACUGUCACCACUGUCAUCUCUGUGGAGGCCCUGAUGUGAACAGAAGCGCUGACCCAGACUGUCACAGAGUCUCAGACUCCAGCAAACACACAACCUGCCAUCCAGCCCAGUCCCACCCUGCAGGUCUGAGCAGCAAGUACUUUACAGCUGCAGCUUCACCGCUGCACUGCAUGCCAGUGUGUCCUCCACCACUCCUGGUUUUCUCUCUGCCCCUCUACGUGUCUCCUAGCAACAGCAUUGGCACAUCCUCAGGGGUCAGAGGACGGGGGGAGGUGAGGACGAGGACAAGACGCUCCCUGUCUGCUGACCGUCAGCUCUGUGCAGAUGGUUCUCUGAACAGAGCCAUCAGAGCAGCCCGGCACAUGAAGCACACCUCCGGACACAUGGCUCGCUCGCUGGCUUCAGGACUGCACUACCACCAGCUGCUCAGUGCUUCCUGCAGCUACUGAAGUCGGAUCGCUGCAGACUGAGACAUAAACUCAACACCAGUUAACCUCAGCCAAUCAAUCAACCUGGAGAUGUCAGGAGGGAGGUUUGGACCAAAUGAAUAAUAAAACUUUUCUGCUAUUUAGAUUUUCUUUUUUUUUCUGCUUCAAUUGUUUAAAAAAUGUAUUUUAUAAAUUCUACACAUCAAGACUCAGGUAGCUCUACGAAUUGCAACUGAUGUAGCUCAGUUUGAUAAAGAUUCUGUGAAUCACACUCUGAUAUUUUGAGCUAUUUAUUGACCACAUGUCCGUUUAUUGAUAAUACAAUAGUGUUUUAACGUUUUGUUAUGCAAGAAUGUGAAUUAAUUAUUUUAGAGGGCCUGUAAACUGUUUCAAUGUAACUAUAGUAGCGUGCUGCACUGUGACUGAAAUGCACUGUUCUUACAGGAUGCCACCACGGAGCUAUUUUACAAAAAGGUCAACAAGCGGAUAUCGUGCUUUCCAAUGACCAUAAUAAUAAUGUGGCCAAUGACAUGGGAUACUGGAUAUCUUCAAAAUGAGUCUGUUCGUAUGUUGAUAAUUUAUUCUAUGUUUGUAGAAUUUUUUAAUUGUAAUGUUUUUGAUAAGCUUUGUAAAGUAUCAUUUUUAGUCACAUGCCUUUAAGUGCCAGAAUAUGAGCCGUAGAAUGAGAUCUAUCGUAGGUGACGAGCUUCAUGUGAAGUUUUAACAUAAGACUAUUUUUGUAGAAUUAUAAAUUAGGCUCUUUUAAAAACUAACAUAUGACUGUGGGUGUUCUUAGUGAAUUAUUAUCUUAAUUCUUUUUACUUUUGUAUCCUUUAUUAAAUGUGCUAAAUUAA
Labrus mixtus (cuckoo wrasse) is the source of this 5203-nucleotide messenger RNA. It is a transcript of the gene akna, whose product is annotated as AT-hook transcription factor. The transcript has 22 exons. Bases 237 to 4370 code for a protein of 1377 amino acids. Gene Ontology annotation, biological process: neuroblast division in subventricular zone; epithelial to mesenchymal transition; neuroblast delamination. The record is from RefSeq and is a predicted model, not a curated record. NCBI's taxonomy places the organism in Eukaryota, Metazoa, Chordata, Actinopteri, Labriformes, Labridae. Gene Ontology annotation, cellular component: centrosome.